This is a messenger RNA of Apis florea (little honeybee), 1843 nucleotides long. RefSeq lists its product as uncharacterized. Lineage: Eukaryota; Metazoa; Arthropoda; Insecta; Hymenoptera; Apidae. The record is from RefSeq and is a predicted model, not a curated record.
CACUUUAUCAUUGAUGCUUAUAUAAAGACCAUUCCACGAUACGAUAUUUACUUCUUCGACCAUGUCAAAAUCAGAGUUGGAAAUUGAAAUCACAUCAGAAUGCUUGAAUGGUAAAAAAUUAUUUUCUAAUAUUCAUAGUUAUCAUAAUUUGCUCACAUUUCAAGAAGUGCAAACUCUAGUCAAACGUACCUCAGGUGAUAAAGCAGUUGUACAGAAAUACUCUCUGAGAUCAUAUUCUGAUGGAAAGCUUGGAUUUCUCGGAUCUCAUCAAAGGCUCAACGUGGAAAUUAAAACCACAAAUGGAAAAGAUAUACUAACUUUUUUUGUUAAAACCGUACCAUACGAUUUACCAGUUCAAGCUGAAUACGUACUCGAUAAAUGUGUCUUUUUGAAAGAAAAAAUUUUUUACCGUGACAUAGUUCCACAGUUAUAUCAUGACUAUAAAGGUGAAUCAUGGACUGCAACUUGUUUCUUAGUCAAAAAAAAUUUAUUAUUAUUCGAAGAUUUAAGUACCAAGGGUUACUCAUUAAGAAAUAAAUUGUUCAACAAGGAACUUAUUGUGUCCAGUUUAACAACCAUUGCUAAAUUACAUGCAUGCUCUUUGUUGGCAGAAGCACGUCUUGGAAAAUCUCUAAAGGAAUUAUAUCCACAAGCUUUCGUAGAAAAUGCUUUCUCCGAGACUGGAAAGACUAGCGAAUGGUUUGAUGUAAGUGUCAAUGCUAUAGUUGCCGUCGCUAAACAUCUUAAUUUGGAUGCUAGUUUAAUACCAAAAACUUGUAAAGAAGUAUAUGCAGCUUUGAAAACGUCGUCUAUAAAAAAGAAUGUAAUUAGCCAUGGAGAUUUAUGGGGAAAUAAUCUUAUGUUCAGUAAUAGUGUACCUCCAAAGUGUCUGUUGAUUGAUUUUCAAUUGAUCAGAUAUUCUCCUUUGGCGCAUGAUAUAGCACAACUUCUAUAUCUUUGUACUGACCGUGAUUUUCGAGUAACCUGGGAAGAAACUAUGCUAAAGCAUUACUAUAGUGUAUUAUGUGAAACUCUGAAGUCGGCAAAAACUAUUUCUGUGGAAAUUCCAGCUUGGUCAGAAUUAACCGAGGGAAUAGAAGAACAGAGAUUAGCCGCUAUAAUUACUGCAGCUAUAUAUUUUCAAACUGUAUUAUUAGAUGAGAAAUUGGGAGCAAAAAUUUUGGGUGAUCCUAACAGUUAUCAUGAAUUUGAAUUUAAAAAUAGAAACGAAACAGUACUUAAACUCAUGGAAAUUGAUCCAAUAUAUAAUAAACGUUUAACAGAAACUGUUACUGAGUUAGUUGAAUUUAGUUUUCGGUUAAAUGAAUUACCGAAACCAACAUAAUUCUUAUUAGAUAAUUAAUAGAGCACAUUUAUUUUUGCACUGAGGCAAGUUUUCAAUAAAAAUUAUGUUAAUUAUUAUAAAAUAUGUAAAAAAAAAAAUAUAUAUAUAUAUAUAUGAACAUUGUAUUUGACAAUGUAAUAAAUAAUUCAUGAAAUAAAUUGUGUCUGUAUUCAUUUAAGUGAUUCAUUAAAAAAGAUUAAAUUAUUUAUCUUGCAAUUUUACAAAUAAUUAAUUUUUUAAAUGUUAUUUAAAAUAACAUGAAUAAACAAAAUCAAAACAAAAUUUAUACUAAAUCAAUGUUCAAUUUCUUCUCGAUCUGGAAGUAUAGUUGAGAGAAAAGACCAAUUAUGAUCAACCAGUUGCACUUUUGUUUCAUCAACAUCAUUGAUUUCAAUUAUAGGUGGUGAUUCUUGUUUUUUUGAUCGUGAUAAUUCUCCUUCACUUUCUUCAGCUGAAUCCUCUUGUAAAUCCUUCUGAAUUAUAUUAUCCCUAUAAAAA